GCCGCCGUGUCAUUAAAAGCUUUCCAUCAAAGAGGUGUCAGAGAGUCGUCAGAGUCUAUUAAACGGUGACGGCAGGUAGGUCGAGACUCGUUUGAGGUCGACGCUAAGCAGCCAACACUCUGCGGAGGAGCCCGGAACGGAUGAAGGCGACGGUCUAAGUCUCGAACGCGGCCGGUUCCACGAACCUCGUUCGCCCUUGAUCCAUAGGCCCCCCCCCCUCCCAGGUCACCCAGCACGUGCAUCGUACACGUACACGUCCGCGAUUAUUGGUAUCACGAGGAUCACCAACGCUGCUGAUUUCCCCACCAACAACGGCCACAUGACUUGACGAUCGCCCCACCCACCGCUGUUCGUCGUUGAGUGAAGGCGGCGACAGUGGCUGAACGCGCGACACGUCACCGAGGGGAAUACGACAAGAACCACGACGACGACAACCACGGCGACGACCACGACGACGACGACGACGACGACGUCAGACGACACCGACGACGACCACGGGCGGUGGACGAGGAAAGAAGAACACCGCGGAGCAUCAGUAAACGGUUGCUCCUUGCAUAUCGCGGAGGGUACUUAAACCAGUGACAUACGCUGUUGGCAGUUCAGUCGGCAGCAGUCGGUCACCAGGUGCAAACCUCAACGCUCUGUGUACAUUUUUGUUUUGUUUCUCUUCGUCAUUUCUCGGCCCGGUUAUCCUUGUUCACCGAGCGUUGUAUCGUCGUGAUUCACCUUCCGUUACCGAUCGUGCGUUAUCACCCCGUCGUUGGUCGCCUGUGUGCUCUCGGGUGUGCCGUUGUUUGUUUGCCGUUGUUCCUUGUUAUCGUCGUCGCGUCCCACGCUGGUUGCAGUGGCGGUUUUCGUGGAUAGUGGUGGAUAACAGUGCCCCGAGUGUGAAACUGGAGCCGCUAAGCGGUAGCAGUCGAGAGGAAGAGCUAUCAUGUGCCCGCAGAGGAUUUUCGGACUGGCGAUCGUCGCGCUGGUGGCUCUGGGUGGACGUGCGACAGCAUACACGAAUCAGUGGGCGAUGCACAUCGAGGGUGGACCGGAGAUCGCUCAGCAGGUCGCGCGGGAGCAUGGAUUUCAAUAUCUUGACAAGAUAGUCGACGACUGGUACCACAUGGUGCACACGUCGGUGGUAAAGAGGUCCGUGGAACCGCACCUCGGUAUACACGAGAGGCUAACACAGGACCGAAGGGUGCGUCGAGCUGAACAGCAGCGAGUAAAGUCACGAACGAAACGGGAUCUAAUCAAACGCGGUCCGUCCAAUCUUCAGACUAUCCUCAACGACGAGAGGUGGUCACAGAUGUGGUACCUGAAUAGGGGGAACGGAUUGGAUAUGAACGUGCAGGAAGCGUGGGCCGAAGGAAUUACGGGGCAUGGAGUCGUGGUCACGAUACUUGACGACGGAUUGGAGAAAGAUCAUCCGGAUCUCUACAAAAAUUAUGACCCGCAGGCCAGUUACGACGUUAACAACCACGACGAGGAUCCAAUGCCGAGAUACGAUCUUUUGGACAGUAAUCGGCACGGGACUAGAUGCGCCGGUGAAGUGGCUGCAACUGCUAAUAAUUCCAUUUGCGCGGUCGGCGUCGCGUUCGGAGCUGGGAUCGGGGGGGUAAGAAUGUUGGACGGGGACGUAACGGAUGCUGUCGAGGCGAGGUCUCUCAGUCUAAAUCCUCAGCACAUCGAUAUUUACAGUGCCUCCUGGGGACCGGAUGAUGAUGGGAAAACAGUCGAUGGCCCUGGUGAACUUGCCACCAGAGCUUUCAUCGAAGGAGUCACGAAGGGUCGCAAUGGCAAAGGGUCGAUCUUCGUCUGGGCGUCGGGGAACGGCGGCAGGGACCACGACAACUGCAACUGCGACGGCUACACGAACAGCAUCUGGACGUUGUCCAUCAGCAGCGCCACCGAAAACGGUCAGGUGCCAUGGUACAGCGAGGCCUGUUCCUCGACCCUAGCCACCACUUACAGUUCCGGCUCGACGGGCGAGAAGCAAGUGGUGACCACCGACCUGCAUAACCAUUGCACCAGCAGUCACACGGGAACGUCUGCAUCGGCGCCCUUGGCCGCCGGUAUUUGCGCCCUUGCCCUCGAGGCGAACAAAGAGCUGACUUGGAGGGACAUGCAGCAUAUAGUUGUGAGAACAGCGAAACCGGCGAACUUGAGAGCUCCGGACUGGGUGACAAACGCCGUUGGGAGGAAUGUGAGUCACAGUUUCGGAUAUGGGUUGAUGGAUGCCGCUGCCAUGGUACGUUUAGCCAGAAAAUGGCGGACAGUACCGGAGCAACACAAGUGUGAAGUUUCAGCACCUCACACGGGCAGGCCAAUACCACCAAAGAGCCAGUUAACUCUGGAAUUGAACGUCAAGGAGUGUAGCGGUGUUAAUUUUCUCGAGCACGUGCAGGCGAAGGUGUCUCUGAUGGCCUCGAGAAGAGGGGAUCUUCAGAUACAACUAACGUCUCCGCAAGGCACCAAGAGCACCCUGCUCGCGAAAAGGCCGCACGACAUCUCGAAAGCCGGUUUCAAUCAAUGGCCAUUUAUGUCGGUUCACACUUGGGGCGAAAGGCCGCACGGCACGUGGAAACUAGAAAUCCACAAUGAGGGUCGAUAUCAAGACAAUCUAGAACAAUUCAAGCUAGUACUCUACGGCACGGAGACAUCCCUAGAGUUCGAAGACGACCUGGACCGGGACAAGCCUGGACCGCCGGUGAACCAUCAGGAGGCGAUACAGGACAACUCGGCGAUCGGCGCCAGGCACAAUGCGGUGGAGACGGAGGGGGAUCCGUGGAUGGGCAGCCAGCAGGUAGAUCGGGUGUCUCAUCCAGAGGUACAAAGACCGACGACCGAGAACCAGACGAGCGGUUGCAGUUCCGUGGAAGCUGCUAGUGGCAGGUGCCUAGGUGGGUGCCUAAUUCUACUCCUUCUAGCCUACCUGACCGGCGAAGCCAGCUGGGGGAACGUGGUAACCAGCUGGCGGGAGCCAUCGAACGUACGUAGUCGUAGCGAUCUCGAGGUGUACGACACCACGAAUCCUCCAGCCACGAUAACGUCGAGCAAAAGAAUGUCCUCUCUCGUGUUCAACGUAAGCCCAGCGAUCGACAGGUCAUCAUCGAGGGCUACGCGGUGCUCAUGAUGACAUCCCCGGACGAUCGACACGUUCACCUCUCGGGGCACGGUUUAAACCGACCACUUCGCCCGCCCCGUCCCCCCAAAAGGUGUCGACGCGUUCGUUCGAACUGAGUGUGUUGUGAUUCCCUGAGACACGAGCCGACUACGGAGAGACACCACCACACACACGUACACACCCGUGCCGCUCGGUGGUCUCCAAUCUUCUCCUAGGACGUGUUUUCACGUCCGGAGACGCGGACUCCCGAGAAUGUGCUGAACAUCGAGCUUAAAAAAAAAAUAAAAAAAUGAGAGAAGUCCUACAAGGGCCUGUCCGA
Messenger RNA from Dufourea novaeangliae, 3437 nucleotides. RefSeq names its product furin-like protease 1, isoform 1-CRR. The transcript has 10 exons. Gene Ontology annotation, cellular component: Golgi membrane; trans-Golgi network. NCBI's taxonomy places the organism in Eukaryota, Metazoa, Arthropoda, Insecta, Hymenoptera, Halictidae. Gene Ontology annotation, biological process: peptide hormone processing. Bases 935 to 3127 code for a protein of 730 amino acids. Gene Ontology annotation, molecular function: serine-type endopeptidase activity. The record is from RefSeq and is a predicted model, not a curated record.